Molecule: messenger RNA, 1147 nt
Organism: Helianthus annuus (common sunflower)
Lineage: Eukaryota; Viridiplantae; Streptophyta; Magnoliopsida; Asterales; Asteraceae
Product: TATA-box-binding protein
Exons: 10
Coding region: 279-881 (200 amino acids)
Biological process (GO): DNA-templated transcription initiation
Molecular function (GO): RNA polymerase II general transcription initiation factor activity; DNA binding
Source: RefSeq, a predicted model, not a curated record
CCCACAAAAGUCUUCUUUCACCGCCUCAAGAUCUCUCCUCUUUCUUUGUUCUCCAAUCUCUCUCUCUCUCUCUCUCUCUCUCUACAAAAACCUAUAAAUCAUCAUCUCUUCAUAUAAAAAGAUCACCCUUUUCAAAUCUUUACCGCUUUUUCUUCAACCCCUUUUCAUAUUGCACCGAUUUUGAUCCUAUUUCAGUCUCAAAACCCUAAAAGACCACCUUUUUGUUGCUAAUUUGGAGCAAACCCUAGACCCCGAAACCCUAAAAGUAAAAGGGAUUUAUGGCAAAUCAAGUGUUGGAGGGUAGCCAACCAGUUGAUCUCCAAAAGCACCCAUCUGGAAUCGUUCCCACUCUUCAGAAUAUUGUAUCUACCGUGAAUCUUGAUUGUAAGCUAGACCUUAAGGCGAUUGCCCUACAAGCUCGUAAUGCGGAAUAUAACCCCAAGCGUUUUGCUGCCGUAAUCAUGAGGAUAAGAGAACCAAAAACAACUGCCUUGAUUUUCGCCUCUGGGAAAAUGGUAUGUACAGGAGCCAAGAGUGAACAGCAAUCCAAACUGGCAGCACGCAAGUAUGCCAGAAUUAUUCAGAAACUUGGAUUCCCUGCUAGAUUUAAGGAUUUCAAGAUUCAGAAUAUCGUUGGAUCGUGUGAUGUAAAAUUUCCCAUUCGACUUGAAGGCCUUGCGUAUUCUCAUGGUGCCUUUUCAAGUUAUGAACCAGAACUAUUUCCGGGACUUAUAUAUCGAAUGAAACAACCAAAAAUCGUUCUCCUAAUAUUUGUUUCCGGGAAGAUCGUUCUUACAGGAGCCAAGGUCCGAGAUGAGACGUAUACCGCCUUUGAGAACAUAUAUCCAGUCCUUACUGAAUUCAGAAAGAAUCAACAGUGAUUCUUUAAGAUGGAUGAAUUUGGUGUUUCAUGGUGGUGAAAGUUGACUUUAGGGUCUGACUUGGUUGUGGAGGGCAAAAGUGUAAAUAUGGUGAUGGGCAUGGAAGUGAAGGCUAAUGGGCCCACUUUACCUUUUUUUUGUAAUCCAGUUUUUAAUCACAUAAACAGAAACCAUAUUUUUUUUUUAAUGGCGUACGAUUAGGAUGUCGUUAACUGGGAUAAACAGAAACCAUUUCUGCUUGCCACUGGAAGGCCUUUUUAAACACA